ACGCGCGACACAAGAUUUCCGUUCUUCAGCAGCGGGCGAUCGGUCGUGGGCGAUCGGGGUUCUGUGAACUGAGGAGGAUCGCGCGCGCUGCUGGGCAGGUCAGGUACCACAUUGUGAAGGGGAAAAAGGGCCAUCUGCGCCCGACGUCCCGCCACGUCGCUUGCGCGUUGUGUGACUAAGCGGGGAGGGGCGGCAGUUGGCGUUGCUACUCGUAUCCGUCGAUCCCAUCAAUCCAUCCAUCCAUCGAACGCAGGCAGACCGUUCGUCAUUCCGCAUCUGUCGGCGAGAACGGAGCGUGGAGGAGGAGGAGGAGGAGGAUGGGAGGUGGUCAUGCCGGGCCGGGGGUGACAUUUGGCGGUCUGACUCUCCACCCGGCGAGGCGAUGGCAGACACGUGUCGGUCAAGGGAUGUGCGCAAUGAUGUGGCUAUGGAUUUUCUACAGAGCUAAGGAAGAUGGGGCGGCGCUCUUGGGGCUCCGUCAUCCUUGGGAAGGCCAUGGCCAUGGCCAUGGAAACGGGCACGGGCACGGGCCCGGGGAGGGGGGGCGGGGGGAGGGAGGUGCCAGCGGACAUGGGAGCGGAAAGUCCGCCGCGGAUCAUUAGGGUGAAGUCCCACUUCACGCUCGGACGUUACUGGAUGUAUCCGACUGGAAUUCCAGCCUGACCUGAACGUAUCUGACCGCAAUUACGUCCAGAGAUCCGUCAAAAAGGUCCUAGUAUGAGUAUGCUCUCAGAGUGUUCGCAAAGCGAGGGAACGGAAGGGAAUACUCCUGACGGCCAAUGGGAUGGAUGCAGCAUGAUCGGACGGUCACAUUCUCGUAUCGGGUUGACUGGACGCUCUUGGACAGGAACCGGGUCGCAGAUGCGGUCAGAUACAGGGGUGUGAAAAUGCACCAGGGCGGGGUAUUGUAAGCGGGAGCGACCGGUAGCUGCCGUGCGCGGGACAUACGCGGACGAGCAGUCGUGCGCGGGACAUACGCGGACGAGCAGUCGUGCACGUGAACUUCAUGGCGGGAAUGGGAUGACAAGGGAGAUGGCGGGAAAGAAGGAAGGUGGACAGGAACAAGGAAGGUGGCGGGAAAGAAGACGGAAGUUGCAUGGCGGGAGAUGUAAUGUCUGGUGGAACCGAAGCAUGGUCCAAUCGAAGGAAAGCCUUAUGAACAAAAAAGAAAAAAAAAAACAAUCUUUGGUUCAAUCGAAGGAAAAGCGCGGCUGCUUGGAAUGCGAACGGCGACCGUGCGUGGUCCGGCUGCAGGGGAUCGUUGACAGGGCGCUGUACGGAGAAAGGGGCACAGCUGGGAGAGAAGGAAGAGGGAAGGUCCUGUAUUGUGGGGCAGGGGGGGGGAGGGGGAUGCACAGAGACGGAGACACACACACACAGACACACAGAGAGAGAGAGAGAGAGAGAGAGAGAGAGAGAGAGAGAGAGAGAGAGAGAGAGAGAGAGAGAGAGAGAGAGA
Molecule: messenger RNA, 1459 nt
Organism: Chara braunii
Lineage: Eukaryota; Viridiplantae; Streptophyta; Charophyceae; Charales; Characeae
Source: the annotation of a GenBank genome assembly